AUGUCGCUGCAAUGUGUUCUUCCUCCAGCGAACCUGUUGACGGCUGCGAUCCUGUGUCGGGGAAAGUGCGGUCUCACCAGAGGAAUCACCCCUUACAUGGUGGCGAUGGCAAUGACCGAAUUGAUCGUGGUCAUCUUUCACGUACUGCUGAAAGAAAUCUACAUUUACUACAACCCUAACUCCUUCCUCUCGCUCAGCACGGUGUGCCCUUCAUACAUACACAUGCGGACCGCCACCAUGGACUAUUCCGUCUGGUUAACCGUGUCCUUCACCUUUGACCAUUUUGUCAGCAUUUGCUGCCCGAAGCUGAGACGCAUGUAUUGCACGGAUAGGACGGCCGCAGCGGUCAUAGUGGCCAUGUGUGCGCUGAGCUGUUUAAAGUACAUCCCCUUUCAAUUCUUGUACGAGCCACGAUUCCACGUGGACAAUGUGAACUGGGGCUGCCGGCCCAAAGUCGACUACUUCACCUCCAUCUGGUGGGCGGCUUUCGCCUGGAUGUGUAGCGUCUCUCUCUCCUUACUCCCAUUCGGUCUCAUCGUUCUCCUGAACGGGCUGACGGUCCGGUACAUCAUCGCGGCCAGCAGAGUCCGCCGGCGCCUGAAGUCACUGGAAGCCAAGGACAGUGAGGCGGAGAAUCGGAGUAAGUCCAUCGUAUUACUCUUCACCGUGUCCGUCACCUCCAUAUUACUCUGGACGACGGCUACGGUAACUUUGAUCUGCAAUCGGGUCUCAGUCAAUCACGUGAGCGCGGAUCUCACGAACCCCUCCAACAUCGCCAACGAAGUGGGAAUCUUACUCGUUCUGGCCAGUUGUUGCGCGAACACCUUUAUCUACGCAAUGACCCAACGCAAGUUCAGGCAGGAGGUGAAGAAUGGGAUUAAGACUCUAACUCUUUUCAUUAUUAAACCCAUUAAACUGGCGAGACAGUGA
Messenger RNA from Amblyraja radiata (thorny skate), 930 nucleotides. RefSeq names its product probable G-protein coupled receptor 139. Gene Ontology annotation, biological process: G protein-coupled receptor signaling pathway. Gene Ontology annotation, cellular component: plasma membrane. The transcript has a single exon. Bases 1 to 930 code for a protein of 309 amino acids. NCBI's taxonomy places the organism in Eukaryota, Metazoa, Chordata, Chondrichthyes, Rajiformes, Rajidae. Gene Ontology annotation, molecular function: G protein-coupled receptor activity. The record is from RefSeq and is a predicted model, not a curated record.